Messenger RNA from Portunus trituberculatus (swimming crab), 3381 nucleotides. RefSeq names its product BCL2/adenovirus E1B 19 kDa protein-interacting protein 3-like (gene BNIP3). The transcript is spliced from 6 exons. The record is from RefSeq and is a predicted model, not a curated record. Lineage: Eukaryota; Metazoa; Arthropoda; Malacostraca; Decapoda; Portunidae. Gene Ontology annotation, cellular component: mitochondrial envelope; nucleus; mitochondrial outer membrane. Gene Ontology annotation, biological process: mitochondrial outer membrane permeabilization; positive regulation of apoptotic process. The coding region runs from base 377 to 1219 and encodes 280 amino acids.
AGCAGCCCUCGCGUACACCUUGCCGCCACUGCCCGUCCCUCCACGCUGUCCACGCCAUGGAAACACCCUAUCACUCCCACACGCCGCUCACCGCUGCCGCCCAGCCAACCUUCGAUUCUGUACAUGGGAGCCCGGUGACCACCGUCACCACAUACAAAGAAGACAUCCGAGAUUUUGAUAUAUACCAAAUAACGCGGACAGGCGAAGAGGGGCAGUAUCCGCGCCUGCCCGCACUGCCAACGCAGUCUGACUCCGACACUGACGACGGCUUGGCUGGCACGCACAAGACUCUCAGACGAAGGAAACGUAGGAACCCAGAUUCAAGAGUCACUGGAAGCAAAGGCUGCACAGGGAGGAGCAGCAGGCCGAACACAGCAUGAGUGUGGAGCCCAACGCCACUACGCUACUCUCAUCCGCACUCCACCAAGGGACCACCACCAUGCUUCCCGCCACACCCACGCACCCCUCCCUCCCUCUCCCCUGCGCGUCCCCAGCGACCCAGGGACACUGCAGGGUGAGCGACGGCAGGAGCGAAGGGGUUGUGAACGACGAAUGCGAUGACGACGACGACGACGAAACCUCCACCGUUGUUCCUGAAGACUUCGCAAACGACACGGAUUCAGACAUCGAGGUGCUGGUACAGUCCGAGUCGUGGGUGGACUUGUCGAAUCAACCCGGCAGUCCUGACCGGGUCACGCCGCUGCCCUUCGGUAACGGCGAGGAGUACCUGAGGCUGCUGCGGGAGGCCCAGAGGGAGAGCAACCAGUCCUCAGCGCGGGUCUCCCUUGCCUCUUCCCGCCGCGACACUCCCAGGGACUCCCCACAUGAUUCGCCAAAGUCACCACCAAAUAGCCCCAACACCGAGAUGGCCACCUUCCCUGAGGAGGCAGCUAUGCUUAGGGGGGUGUACAUCAACUACUACAACAAGGAGGGAGACUUCAUACGGGUAGAGAAGAACACAGAGACAGACUGGAUCUGGGAUAGUCGACCUGACCAGACUCCUCCCAAGGAAUGGCGGUUCAGUCAUCCUCGCAAGGGAGUGAGCCGCGGGGCAAGCAUCCGCCGCGUCAUGGUGGGCAACUCCUCCCUGUUCUCCCGGGAUGUCCUCUAUACUCUCCUCAUCACCAAUGUGCUCUCCCUCCUCAUUGGCACUGGAAUUGGAAUCUGGUUGGUGAAGCGGUCAGGUAGUGAAGGAAUCAUUACCUUACCCCUCAACUGAUUGUUUCCAGUGACCUCCCAUCAGCUCAUCCCUCUGGGUCUUGAAUAUGGAUCACUAGUAGCCCUUGCUUGUGAUUAGCUACAUUGUUUAGCCUCUCUCUUCAACACAAGAGGUUCAUAGUGUUACCUGAGAUUUACAAGGUCAUAUAUAUAUCUUUAUGUUACUUAUAAAAAUAAUGGAUUUUAUACAUUUCCCUUUCAGACUUUCUGUGGUCUGAAUGAUCUAUUGGCUAUUCAAAUUUUACACUUGACCUUUUCUCAUGAAAUGAAUUUUCUCUUAGGAAUAGAAGUUCUGUGUUAGAUAGAGAAUGAAAGAUAAUCCAGGAUGUGCAUCACAGUGACUUCAGACCUUCUCAUUAUGGUCACAUAAUGUGAUGCGGGUACGUAAUAUUUCUUCCCUUAACUCUUAAUAGAACAUGAUGAGCUGUUUGGUAAUUGGAAAACAAUAGAAAAACUGAGUUUAACCUGUCUAAAGGUUAUAAGAUGAGCUCAUCUUUUAGUAGAGCAGAUUUCCACCUUUCUCUCUCUCCCCCCUUCACUGUCUGACAGUCUUUCAGGGUCAACUUCCCCAGCACCAAAAUUGUACUCAUUAUUUUCUUGCAUUAUGCUGGAAGGCAAACAUACAAAAUCAAAUGUUAACAAAAUUUAUUGUUUGGGAAGAUGGGGUAGUUAUCUAGUCAGGAGAUGGAAUUGAGAAAGUGUGCUUAAUUUUCUGCACUUAUUCUGAUGAAUAUCUCACUUGAAAAAAAUGUGUUGAGUAAUGUGUUCAGCAGACUUUUGUUACUGUUGCCAUUCCUUCAUCCACUAAAACCAGUUUUAGUUUGUUCAAUGGAUAGCCUUCCUUUGUUUUAAAAUGUCUAGCAAUAGUUUGGUUUUACGUACUUCGUUGCUACAGGUAUCAUAGUGACUGAUCUUGGUGGAUGAUGUUCAUGAUGAAAUACAGUUUGAUCAAGUCUCCAGGACACAUCUCAGAUGUCUUUCAUAUAUUACGUUUGAAACACCUCAAUGACCUUUUUUCUUAAUAUGUAUUGAUUUUUGGAGGUUGAGGAACAAGAACCACUAAUGUUCCUAAUGUGGAUGAAGGUCAGUAAAUGAUUGAUCAUCUCAUACCAUGCUCCUGAGUUGGGGAGCAAAGUUAUGCAUAUGUUUGUUGCAUUAUAUCUUUCUUGGAAUGUAGUUGUAGACAAAGGAAAGGUAAGCCUGUAUCAAGCCAGCAAUUGCUCCUCUACAGUCAUGCACACAAGUCCAUGCAUGCGCAAACACACACACACACACACACACACACACACACACACACACACACACACACACACACUCAGAGCAUGGCUAAGUGUUUAAUGAAAGAGCCCAUGUGGUGGUUGGCCCUGCAAGCCACUCAUCGCUUUGUGACUUGUCACAUAGAUGGGGAAACCUUGAGACAAUAUUUUAUGUUACAUUUAUCACAUUUCUUACCAGGAAGCUAUACUAGCUUUCUUAAUAAACCCCUCAACUUUCUGUAUGUAAGAGGAAUCUAAAAUGUUAGGUAAGGUAGUGGACUGUCAGGAACAGAUAGCUGUGAGGCUAUCUGCAGCAGCAGAAGCCUCUGGCCUCUGUUGCCUUGACCGUGGAGUAGCCAGCUGAAUCUGUUUACAUGGAGACACCUAGUAGUGUCACUGUGGAUAGGAUAUAAGGGUUUAGGAAUUUGUAUUAAAUGGAACAAAUUUUUAUUACUGUAACUGAUUGUCUUUCUGAAGCCCUGGUUAGAUCCAGAUCCUUCUGGCUCGUGCUGUCAUUUUUUAAAGUGCUUUCUUUUUUAUUCUCUGUGAUAUAAACUAUUCUAAAAGUAAAAAAAAAAAAGUCUUUGCAUAUUUACACUGGAAGUUGGCCACAUGUAUUAUCUCAUGUCUGUCUGUAUGAGUGAGUUAUAUAUAUAAAUAUAUUAUUGGGGCCUCCUGUCUUCUCUAACACUGCUUGGUCUGCUCUCAUGGCACUUUAUUUUUUUUUUUUUAUUUUUUAUUUUUUUUUUUUUUUUAUUAUUUUUUUUUAUUUAUAAAAAAAUUGGAAUGUACUCAGUGCCUGUCCCAAAAAUCAACAAUUCAAAGGCAGAGUUGGACAAGACAGCAACCAGCUUUCUAGUUUUGUAUUGCCGUCAGAAAACUUCAAAAUACAUACAAAAAAUACCAA